Messenger RNA from Perca fluviatilis (European perch), 1490 nucleotides. Its product is annotated as tektin-B1-like. Gene Ontology annotation, biological process: cilium movement involved in cell motility; cilium assembly. NCBI's taxonomy places the organism in Eukaryota, Metazoa, Chordata, Actinopteri, Perciformes, Percidae. The transcript is spliced from 9 exons. Gene Ontology annotation, cellular component: nucleus; microtubule cytoskeleton. The record is from RefSeq and is a predicted model, not a curated record. Bases 113 to 1417 code for a protein of 434 amino acids.
CUGAAACAGACUUCACUUUUGCUCCAUAACUUGAAGUGAGAGCACGUAUUACUGCAACAAACUUUGUUCAGUCGAGUUUUUACUUUUUACAUUUGAUUAAUUCAAAACAACAAUGUGGCAACGUCGUUCGCUGAGAGAGGACCAGCUGAGGUCGGAUGUCAGGUUCACUCUGCCUGUCCUGUCCACCAACAAAAGCCUGCUAAGCUGCAACCCACAGCUUGGCAGCAACAAGGUGCUGACGCUUGGCGCGGAAAGCAUCUGUACCCUGGCUGAAGAUAUUUCACGGAUCCCAUCUGCCACUCGUAGCACCACGAGGCAUCUCAGCUCUCGGCAUACGGAGGUCAGCCAGUGGCAGGCCCAGAUAUCUGGGAGCAUCGGGCAAGUGGAUUCGGAAAUCUCUGCUUUGGAGCAGAUGAAAGACACCGCUGAGUGCUGUCUCCAGGAGAAGCAGCUGUACAGUCUUCUCAUGAGCGACUGUGUGGCCAUCCUUAACAGUUUGAGCUCAGCAGUCCACAGGCAGGACCGCGUCCUCAUUGAGCUGAAGAAGGAAGAGCAGCUGACCAAUGAGAUCAGAGAACUGCUCCAGAAGCAGAUCUGCUUCCUGAUCCACAAACUAAGCUCUCUGAAGCAGAUCCACACUCAGCUGCUGGCAGAUUUUCAGGACAAGAGUGAAGCCAUUAAGCUCACCACCAAAUGCAUCACCUAUAACCUCAACACUCCAUGCUCUCGGCUCCCUGCCGGUCAAUACAAGCCUAACUAUGUGAGCUAUGACAAGUGGCUGUCCCACUGCAAGGACCUAUGGCUGAUGGCUGAUAACCUGAUUAAGGACUCGUCUUCCUUCAGGGGAAACCUGCGUUUUAACCUGGUCAAUCUAAAAAAUGCCCAGGAGUGCCAGCGCCGCAGCACAAAUGAUGCCCUGAGAAAGAAGGUCAAUGUGCUGAGCAAGAUCCAGGAUACGCUGAUCUGGGAGAGGCAGCGGACAAGGGAUGAGUUUUCUGAUUUGACAAAGGACAUAGAGAAAGUGGUGGGUCAGCUCAGGAACUGUGAUUCCAAGCUGCAUCAGGUUACCCACCGCCUGGACAUCCUCAACCAGAGACCCAGACAUGAGCUCUGCCUGGACCAGCCCUACUUCAGCCUCACGCUGGAGAAACAUGACCUGACAAAGAUGGCAGCUGGAUUUCGCCCAAUACUGAAGCGCUCUCAGCAGGACCUGGAGCUCACACGCAGGCGCCUGAUGAUUCUGGAGGACAACCUGGCCAAAAAUGCUUAUGCCCUGGAGGUGGAGCGGAAGUGCCAAAACCUGCACCAGAGUUUCCUCCCUGUGCUUGACACCAUUGUGGUCCUCGCCAACAGGCCCAGGCUCUGCUCGGCCAACAACAGAGCUCUACUUACAGUAAAGCCUGGAAUAGUACAUUAGUGCUCUACUGCACCCCUGUGGUCUUUUCAUGUGGUGAUGCAAAAUGCAAUAAAAUACCUUUUAAGCAAAAUUA